AUGAGGAACGCAGGCGAAGAUCUGAAUGUCCGCACCGCCAUCAUCGCCCCAACAGAUGACGAAAGACUGGCUCGGAAGAUGAAGAAUGACCACCAGGCGCCGCUGCUGUCCAAAGCGCAGCGGGUGCUCCUGCUGCGCAUGUCGGGAAUGGGAGAGGGCGAGAGCUGGGCAUGUAGCGGAUCCCAGAAGAAUUUCGGGCCAAACGGCGCUCCGAACCCGCUGUUCUGGGGCUGUCCGCAUGCCAUCACGAGCAACGUGUCUCGUCCUUGCGAGGUCGCUACGGACGGGUCACUUCAACUGAAGGACGUCUGGGGCUUUACCGAGUGGAAGAGGGUCAAGUUCGAUGAAGCGCGACUAGCCAAACAACUCAAGGUCAAGGCCCAGAUGAGAGGGCUUGGAGUGGACUCGAGCGAGAUGCAAGCGGCGGUGGAAGCCGCCGUGAUCAAUAUGAAAAGUUUGAGGCAGACUCGCCGUCAUCGAUCCCCUAUCAACAAGGGCAACGGUCUCACUCGCUUCGUGUUUGCCCAAGAUCUCAGCAACGGCCGACCCGAUGCCCCAAGUUCAUCGAGAAUUCGAGAAUUUUUGAAGAAGAUUGCCGCUGGGGAUAGGUCGGACGAGGUCCUCGGGGAACUUGGCAGCAUGGCACUAUGCACAGACACGCUUGUAUCAUACAUUGAGACGUAUCAGGUCAACCCAGAGCUGAGGAAGAUCCAGGAGUCAGCGAGGGAAAAGGCUACGAAGCAAUUGGAAGUCGAGUGGUGA
Molecule: messenger RNA, 762 nt
Organism: Emericellopsis cladophorae
Lineage: Eukaryota; Fungi; Ascomycota; Sordariomycetes; Hypocreales; Bionectriaceae
Exons: 3
Coding region: 1-762 (253 amino acids)
Source: RefSeq, a predicted model, not a curated record